Molecule: messenger RNA, 1491 nt
Organism: Trichechus manatus latirostris (Florida manatee)
Lineage: Eukaryota; Metazoa; Chordata; Mammalia; Sirenia; Trichechidae
Product: F-box only protein 27
Exons: 4
Coding region: 125-595 (156 amino acids)
Biological process (GO): SCF-dependent proteasomal ubiquitin-dependent protein catabolic process; glycoprotein catabolic process
Cellular component (GO): SCF ubiquitin ligase complex; cytoplasm
Molecular function (GO): ubiquitin protein ligase activity
Source: RefSeq, a predicted model, not a curated record
CAGAGUAGAACUGCUCCAUAGGGUUUCCAAGGCUGUGAGCUUUCGGAGACAGAUCGCCUGGACUUUCUUACCAGGCGGACAUGGGUGCAAGCUUUUUUAUUUAACAGAAGGCCUUCAGAAGUGGAUGGUAGAGAACGGUGGGGACGGCUGGGUGGUGGAAGAAAACAAGACAAUGGUGCCCGACGCCCCUGCACAGACCUGCUUCGUGACCUCCUUCAGCUGGUGCGGCAAGAAGCAGAUCUUGGAUCUGGAGGAGGAGGGUCUGUGGCCAGAACUGCUGGAUAGUGGCAAGAUCGACAUUCGUGUUUCUGACUGGUGGGGAGCUCGGCACGACUGUGGCUGUCAGUAUCUUCUUGUUGUCCAGCUCAUAGAUGCCAACCAGGCUGCCCUGGAUAACUUCACUGCUGCCCCGGAGCCCAUUCAACAGUGGAACAACAAUGCCUGCUUUCAGGUCACCCAUGUGUUCUCCAACAUCAAGAAAGGUGUCCGCUUUGUGUCUUUCGAACACCGGGGCCAGGACACACAGUUCUGGGCUGGCCACUAUGGAGCCCGUGUGACCAACUCCAGUGUGACCGUGUUGGUCCACCUGCCCUAGUCAAGGGCUGCCCUUCCUGCAAAUCUGCUGACCGUGUCCUCCAGUCAGGCUGGGACUGUUGGCCAGAUUCCCUCACUGAUCAAGGGCUGACACCUCCCUCGCAUCCUGGAAAUAGCGGGGCUCAGUUCAGGGUCCUCCAGGCCCUGUAUCCAGGUUCCAGAAACUGCUGGAAGAAUAUUCUUCUAUCAGAUCCACCUGCUGCUGCUUCAGGGUGGCCCCUGUGCUGCUGAGGGGGAGCCCCACAGGCGAGCGGAGGAGAAAGCAGGUCCAGGAGAGGGUUCCUCGCCUUCACCCCCUCCCCCACCCCAGAGGCCCUCUGAGAUUCAGCCCCAAGCCCCUCUGCCGUGUCCCCUCUGUUUGCCUCUUGUCUCAUUCUCUUUCUGCUUCAGUGGCUUUGCUCUAUUGGUCCCUGCAGGGAAGCCCUCUCCUCAUCUCUGAACUAGGAUCUCAUCCCAACGAGGGCUCCUGAAAGACCAGCCAUCUUGGGUGGCGAUCUCAACCUCCUGAGGAUUCGAGCUGCAGGGCUAGGGUCAGGUCCUGCAGCUGAAAGUAGAGACCUCAAAAAACAUGUGAAAAGAGAUGAUUCCCCCCACACUGACUUCUCAGAAAAACGAGGUGGCCUCCUGAGCCCAGUGCUGGUCCUCAAGGACCCCUGUGAUUGUGUAGUUUUAAAAAUUAUUUUUCCUUUUGAAAUUUUUUUCAAGCACUGAGAGAAUAAUAUAUCAACAACAUGUAUCUGUCAAUCAUAUGGGAUACAUUUAUUAUUUUGCCAAAACUGCUUCAGAUCUUUAUUAAAAGGAAUUUGGGGUUAUAGACUUGGUUACUACUUGGUUCAGGGUAACAAGUGGUCCCAGCUGCAGAGGGGAAAAUAUAGAGGAAAACAUCAACUAAUACUU